GCGGCCGCCCCUGGCGGCGGGUUUGUUUAUCCCAAGGAAGAAGUUUAGGACCGGGAGAUAGGGAAGGAGGGCGGGCCGGGAGGAGGGAUGCGGUUCGGCGGAGGCGGCCGCCACAGGGACUCGCCGCCAUCACCUUUGCCUCCACGGCCGCCGCAGCCGCCGCCUCCGCGGAGAAGAGCCGCCGCCGGGACUGCCCGCCGCCGCCCCGCACGCCCGGUAAAGUACUCAACUGUAUGGGAUAGUGCAUAAAUCUUGGAAGACUGCAAUAAAUCGGCAAUGUCUCGGGAACCCACCCCACCUCUCCCUGGAGAUAUGUCUACUGCUCCUAUAGCAGAAAGCUGGUGUUAUACACAGGUUAAAGUUGUAAAAUUUUCCUACAUGUGGACCAUUAAUAACUUCAGUUUUUGUCGAGAAGAAAUGGGUGAAGUGUUAAAAAGUUCAACGUUCUCAUCUAGCCCAAGUGACAAAAUGAAAUGGUGCCUGAGGGUAAAUCCAAAAGGAUUAGAUGAUGAAAGUAAAGACUACUUGUCCUUAUAUUUGCUUUUAGUCAGCUGCCCAAAAAGUGAAGUUCGAGCAAAAUUCAAAUUUUCCCUUCUGAACGCUAAAAGAGAAGAAACAAAAGCAAUGGAAAGCCAAAGAGCAUAUCGAUUUGUACAAGGGAAGGACUGGGGUUUUAAAAAAUUCAUUCGAAGGGAUUUUUUGCUUGAUGAAGCUAAUGGUCUUUUACCAGAUGACAAGCUUACAUUAUUUUGUGAGCAUCUCCAGCACUGCUUGCAGAAGAGGAGGAAGCAUUGCACUGCCCACGUAAAGAACUGCCUCCUCCCCCUCCCCUGCAAGUGGUGCUGUAGACAGGUGAGUGUGGUCCAAGAUUCAGUAAAUAUAUCAGGGCAUACUAAUACAAAUACUUUGAAGGUUCCUGAAUGUCGACUAGCAGAAGAUUUAGGUAAUCUCUGGGAAAACACAAGAUUUACAGAUUGCAGUUUUUUUGUGAGAGGACACGAAUUUAGAGCUCAUAAAUCUGUACUUGCAGCUCGAUCCCCAGUUUUUAAUGCAAUGUUUGAACAUGAAAUGGAAGAAAGCAAAAAGAAUCGAGUGGAAAUAAACGAUGUAGACCCCGAGGUUUUUAAAGAAAUGAUGAGAUUCAUUUACACAGGGAAAGCACCAAACCUUGACAAAAUGGCUGACAACUUGUUGGCAGCUGCAGACAAAUAUGCACUGGAACGACUGAAGGUCCUGUGUGAAGAAGCUUUGUGUAGUAACCUCUCAGUGGAAAAUGUUGCUGAUACCCUUGUCCUUGCAGAUUUGCACAGUGCAGAACAGUUGAAAGCACAAGCCAUAGACUUUAUUAAUAGGUGCAGUGUACUUCGACAGCUUGGGUGUAAAGAUGGGAAAAACUGGAACAGCAACCAAGCAACAGACAUAAUGGAAACAUCAGGGUGGAAGUCCAUGAUUCAGUUUCACCCUCAUUUAGUAGCAGAAGCCUUCCGAGCACUAGCAUCUGCACAGUGUCCACAGUUUGGCAUUCCACGCAAACGGCUAAAACAGUCCUGAAAUCUUCCAUGAACUGUAGAAAAAUGGAAUUGACUUUUAUUCCUCCAGGUCCAGAAGGAUUCUAAUAGACAAACCAUAAGCAAGAGUUGUUUCUGUUGUCUUGUCUACAGAGCAGAAGCUGAAAAAGCGUAUGGCUUGCAUUUCAGGUGGAUAAUUUAUGGUUUAUUCUUCAGCUUUAAAUUAGACUGACUAUACUCUAAUUCACUUCAAGGCCUUAAAUUAUCUCCAGUGACUUCUCUUGUUCAUAUGAUACUUUAAUUUUUUUAUUGUGCCUUGUCAUUUUGACCAAGGCUAUGCAGGAUUGCACUAGCUCCAUAAUGCAGUAAUAUUGACAACUGAAGAUAUUAAGUUUCAAAAGGAUCUUCCAUUAGCUUCAGAAAAGCAAAAUUAAUUUUCUAGGGUUUGUGCUAUGCUAUCUCAAAGUUUAAGACUAGGUUCUUAAAAGCACUUGUAUUGGAGAUAACUGUUAAUGUCUCCAGUCUAAGUUCUAUAAAUACAGGAGAACCUGCUUGCCUUCAAGGUAAGUUAUGGCAAUACACUGCUUCAGUUCUAAUUUAUUUUUCAUUUCAGGGGCAAUUAUGCAAUGAGUUGGCCCAGAUUUUUAGUAGAAUUUGUGAUGUUUAUAUGUUAACUGUCCAGAAAACUGAGAAGCAUAACAAACCUUUGCUUGUGUUUCUUUGUGGGUUUAUCCAAGUUUACAAUUACUGAGAACUGAUUGAGGAUAAGAUUUCAAUAAGAAAGCAUGUUUUGUGCUGAAAUAAUUUUUUUUAAUUUAUAGUGGCCUACAUUUAUAUGAAGAAUUCUGUACAUGUUAAAAGUAAGGAUGACCAAAUGUAAAUUUAAUGAGUGGGCCAAUUAAGAGAGAUAUAUAUGCACUUUUAAUGUGUAACUUUUGUAUGCUGAAUGGUACAUAUAUUUUUUUGCUUUUGAGGGAAUUAAUAAGGUAUAGUUAAUUGUGUCUUAACUUUUGAAAUAAUUUUUUAAGACAGAUGGAGGUAACUGGCUGUUUGUGAUAAUAGAUAAGAAAGAUAUCCUUCAUUAUAGUUAAAUUUGUUUCCAUUUCAGUUAAUCAUUAUUAAAUUCACUCUUUUUUUUUAUCACACAUUGGAGAAGGCAUCUGAACAAUAAGUGAAUCCUGGACGGUCUACUCUCCUAAAAACAACAAACUGAUAUUAUUUGCAGGCUAAAGUCUCUCCUUUCCUGAGAACCCUCAGAAACUUGUCAGGCCACAUUCUGAACCUUCCCCAUCCCCUUAGUUUUUUCCUUUCUGUUUCAGUUACUGUACUAACAUUGUGGAUGAUACUGAAAUUGUGCAUAAUGUGAACAGGAUAAACUUUAUAAUCUGCUUUUCAUGGGCCAGUUCUUUAUUAUAAAUGAAUUUCAGCUUUAAACACAUACACAUGCUCAGUGUUGGAUUGCUCUGUUCACAGUGGAGGUCUGUUCUGCAUCUGGUUUCCUGAAAUAAGGACAGCAUACUUCUUAGGCAAGAUUGAUGUUGGACCACAAGGGGAAAAGUGUGUCACUGGAAAAAAAUGCACAUACCUAUAUAUUUGCAUACAUAACUGUUCUCCAGAUUAAAAUUUGUAUAAUUUGUUUAUUUAGUUUUUAAUUUAGUACAAAAGGAAAAUAAUUAAGCCUGAGGUCUUAAAAUAGGUUUUUUUGUAUUUCUUUGUUAGAUACUCCCUGAGCAAUUCUAAUACAUCAAGAGUGAUUCAUAUUUACAUUGAACAACACUGUCAAAUACACAUUUGUUAUCCAUAACAAAUGAGUUUGAAAGACCUUAUUUUUUCAGAUAUCUUCAUUUUGCCCUUUGUAAUUUCAUUGAGUCUUUGUUAUGUUAACUUAAGUUUUAAAUUGAAAGAAUACUUUGGGAUAAAGGAAAGAUUCUUAAAUAUUAGUGGACUCCAUCAGUGCUAUAGUGAGCAGAAAUUCACUUUCUUAACUUCGCCAUAAGAUUGAAUUAAUUAAAUUUGUAAUGUACAAUUAAAAAAAUACGUGCUCACAUACAUAUAUACUAAGACUUUAAUUUAAAUUUUGCCUGGGUCUUAUAAGAAAACAAAAACUCCUUCCUCGGGCUAUAGAAUUUUGUUGUCAUAUAUAUAAAAAAAACAAAAAACGCUGGUGAACCCAUGUAUAUCAAAUGCACAGAGGCACAUUGUGAAUUAAUUCACUGCUUGAAUCUACAUUUCUAACUAUAGUGACUUCACUAAUAACACCAUAUAAUGAACAUUUCAGAUUUCCCUCACUUACUUGUUUUCAUGUUUAUUGCAAAUCUUAAGGGUUUUAUUAUAAGUAUUAUUUUAGUUUGGUAGUACAUUUUGUACCAAAAACGUCAAACACUGUGCUGUAAGAAGAUCCAUGUUUGUAGAAAUGUCCACUUUUCAGAUAAUAUAAUGCCUACCUUUAUACUAACAGAACCAUAUGGUAACUGAUUUAUUUUUUUUAUUUAUUAUGUAUAUUUUUGGUAUUGUGUGGGUUCUUGAGGCUGUGAUAGAAAACUGUUAAUGUGUUCUGAAAUAAGUGCUCUAAUAGCCUUUUUUUGUUUUUAAAAUUCAUUGUUUUGAGUAGGCACAGAUUCUGUCUAGAGCAGUCUUGCCUUUUGAUUAUCAGCCUGCUCCUGUUUCUCUUUUGUCACCUAAACAGAACUUUUCUUAAAAAGUAGUGACUGGUUUUAAACAUUAUAUAAAUACAAAAGUAACCAUUGGAAAACUGUCCUUUAGAUUCAGAUAGGGAAACACUAUAUUUGUGCCUUUUUUGUUUUUGAAUUUUAAUGUGUAUUGGUAUUUGGAGCACAAAUAUGAAGGUGCCAUAAUAUUAUGGCUGCCAUUGUUACCUCCUUGAAUAUUCGUGUGUCAUUGUCUUAAAAUAGUAAUUGGAGAACCUUGCAUGUAUUAUGUGGUUAUUUAGGCAUCUGUGUGCACGUUUGCGUGCAUGUGUGUGUGUGAGUGUACAUGUACUUGUUUUCACUUGGACUUGUGUGUGAUAUAUUCAAAAGAGUUAAUUUCUAAAAAUAGGACUCAGUUAAACAUUGAAAGUUCAGGCUAGUUGAAAUAUACCAUUUAAAUGUGCUUUACUUGGGACAAUUGAUUGAUAGAGGAAAUUAUAAUUCUCAAAAAUGUGACUAAUUUACUGCAUGACAAACAGUGCCUUUUUAGGACAUCAUUAAUUCUAAAAUUAAGUUUAAAAUAUUAACGAUCUCUUAAAAUGUUGUCAUGAACAUUAUUGGCUUUUAAAAAACUAUACCUAAGUUAGAGCUUAAAUUGCCAAAAGUAUAAUUACUAAUUUACUUACCCAUUUAAGUUUUGUGCAUAAGUUUUAAAACCUAAGCAGAAUUCUUUAUAAAAUUGUGAAUCAUAGAUGCUACCCAGUGUUACUAAAAUAUAACACUGGGGACUUCAGUAAGUUGUUUUGUUAAACUCACAAGCUUUUUUCAUAGCCAAGUAUACUUCAAGUAUUGAAUUAUUCCAAGUUGGACUUCCAUGCUCUUUGGUGAAUAAAAUAAAAAUAUUCAAUAUAUUCUUGCAAAAUAAGGUGGGCGGGUGGGUUUAGUGUUUUCAGAUUAUAAAGACAGCACUUUCACACACAAAUAAGAGUAUUUUGCAAACCUCUUUUAUACAGAUUAUGAGCUCUACUUUAUUUAAGUGUUCAUGGAAUGAUGUAAAUUUUAGGUCCAUUUGAAUAAAUAUAGAGUGCCUACCAUAUGCAAGACUUCCUUUUCACUAGGAAUUAAAUCAUCACACCGUGUUUUCUGCUUGCAGUAUAUGGACUUAAUGUUUGAAAAGGAAUUCUUAUAUUUAAAUUUUUUUCUGUUGUUAGAGUUUAUCAUUGUAUACUGUAACCCAGUUAAUUGUGCAUUCAGGUUUUUAGAAUGAAGAUAAAACUUAAGUGAGUCCCACUUUUGAAGAUAAAAUUCUGCUAAAAUUAUUUAAAUAUUAGUUCUGGGGGAAAUUGAUUUUCAAGUUUCAAAUGUAUAAAGACUUAUAUCGAACUUUUCAGCCUCAUUUUUAAUCAGCUCAUGUUGAUGAGAUACAUACUUUUGGUAUCUUGUUGCUGAAAAUAUUUUUGGCAUUUCAGCACUUUGUGUUAAAAUAAAGUUGUUACUACUUAUUCAGAAUUAA
Molecule: messenger RNA, 5669 nt
Organism: Myotis lucifugus (little brown bat)
Lineage: Eukaryota; Metazoa; Chordata; Mammalia; Chiroptera; Vespertilionidae
Gene: SPOPL
Product: speckle type BTB/POZ protein like
Exons: 12
Coding region: 277-1551 (424 amino acids)
Biological process (GO): proteasome-mediated ubiquitin-dependent protein catabolic process; regulation of proteolysis
Cellular component (GO): nucleus; cytoplasm
Molecular function (GO): ubiquitin protein ligase binding
Source: RefSeq, a predicted model, not a curated record